AUGACAGCAACAAACAACAACAGCAACUAUAUCGUUUCUGAUGAAAAAGUUAUUGAUUCAUUAGCUGAGGAAUUAGUUGUGGCAGAAACUAAAACCCUCAACGAAAGAAUUGGUGAAAACAGGAUUGAUUUACAUAACUACCUCAAAUACGAUGGAGGAAGAGGAAGGAAAACUGGUACAGCUUUAUUAGCAAAUAAAAUUUCAAAUUUAACGAUUAUAGAUGUUGAUAUCAAUAAAUCAUACAAUGAUGAACUUAAAGAAACAGUUAGAAAAGACAUUUUAUCAAAACUUUCGGAUAAAGAUGUUAUUGUUAAAACCGCUUCAGGAGGUCUUCACAUUUAUUGCAACACUAAUUUCUUCUAUGCAGUUUCGAACAGAAUGAUUAAAUGUUAUUCCUGCAAUGAUUAUGAUAUUGACAUAAUGACUUCUAUGGAUGAUUCAAAGCGUUCAUUAGUGGUUAUGGCUGAUUCAAGAGUUCGCAAGAAUGCAACAGAACCAAUCAAAACAUACUCAUUCAUUCGUGGAAGUUAUGAUUCAACAUUAACUAGAACAGUAAACGAUAUAUUAAAUGAUUUGAAUAUUAAGGUAAGAGUUGAACAGAAGAACGAAGAAAUAAAGACUAUCAUGAAUGAAAACAAAGAU
Molecule: messenger RNA, 642 nt
Organism: Trichomonas vaginalis G3
Lineage: Eukaryota; Parabasalia; Trichomonadida; Trichomonadidae
Product: Prim-pol domain family
Exons: 1
Source: RefSeq, a predicted model, not a curated record